AUGGUGGGACUAGACCAGACAAUGUCAUCCAGCCCGAAUCGCGGAAAAGACGCCGGUUCCAACAGCCGUCCCGCUAGCAAGGAUGGCUCCAAAAAGAACAUUUGGUCCUCACUGCUAGAUGGUGCCGCUAAUGGAAAGCGCUUGCCAGAGAAGAAUCUGUUAAUUCUCGCUUUGAUCGCGCUCCAUGGGGAACACAGUGUUAAUUCGGAUUUAGGUGGAACUCCGGAGAGUCAAAGGGACUUCUUAGAAAGCUUCUCUGCAGACACGUCUGCAAAUCCUAGCUUGGUGAAUGAUAAGCGCAAGGGAAAGACACCGCCAAUCGCUAACCAGCAUGCCCUGGGAUACACAUAUCGGGAUGUUCUUGACGCCGACCAUGAAGAUACAUUGGCGCGCGUCUCCGCCUACCUUCUAUCCGAACCUGCUCCGUCCUUUGCACCUCUCCUCAAACCUCUUCUAACCCCUCAAUCCGUUCCGGAAACGUUGGUAGUAAUUCUUAUGGAUUGGUCAGAUCCAUGGACAUGGCCUCGGCGACUAAGAGAAUGGGUCCGAUUGCUUCGUUCUGUGCUCGUAUCGCUGGAUGACGACACAAAGAUGGUGAUGGAGGAGAUCAUGACCGAAUGGCGCGACCGUAGAAGAGGAAUGGAUACCAACGCUACAUCAACGAGCGCAGUCACAAUACCACUAGGACCAGGUGAGUGGGAUGAGGGACUGGGAAUCCCAAUGUGUGUUGUUUGUCAGGGAGCGGAUAAGAUCGAAAAACUGGAGAAGGACCACGGCUGGCACGAGGAACAGUUUGAUUUCAUUCUUCAGUUCAUGCGAACAAUCCUGUUGAAGCAUGGCGCGUCACUCAUUUAUACCACACCUUUUCUUGCCAACUCUCUCCAGAGCCUGAUCCACUCAUCAUUGGGCAUACACUCUCUUUUGAAACGACAAUCAUUAAAACACAAUGUGAUCGACCGUGACAAGAUCCUCGUACCCUCCAACUGGGACUCAUGGGGUAAAAUUCGAAUUAUUCGUGAAGGAUUCGACAUGGAGGGGCCAUCGGACUUGCUCGCAAAUACCAGCCAGGAAAAUGAAGAUGGGGCAGAUGACGGAACAAGUGCCGUCGUUGUGUUUGAACAGACCAUCAAAGAUCCCAAGCGCGACUUGACAAUCGCUCACCCCAGCACCAUGAAUGGAAAUAAGAUUGAGGUCGAGACAUCCGACGCGCAAGGCUUCUUGAAUCAACAGCUUGAGAAGCUUGACCAGCUCAAGGCCGAAGACGAGAAGGAUCGUGCCAGUCAGCCAAUUCCGCAGCUGGAAAUGUCGCCUAUGGACGACCAAGGCCGUGUCAACGAACACAUAGGCCCUGUCCAGUUUAACAUGGGCGGAAUUCAAGUGGAUGCAGACGAUAUGCUGAAGAAACUUCGGGACCGUGAAGCUAGUCGAAUUCAAAGAAAAGAUACUCUUCCCUCAACCCCCGGCGAUGAGAAAGCGCACAACCAGGCACUAGCGAACUUCUUUGCUGGCCUCGUUAAGAAACCGGGUGCUAGUCCCCGUGGAAGUCCUUCCUCUUGA
Penicillium taxi is the source of this 1557-nucleotide messenger RNA. RefSeq names its product dynein family protein. Gene Ontology annotation, biological process: microtubule cytoskeleton organization; microtubule-based movement. Gene Ontology annotation, cellular component: cytoplasmic dynein complex; centrosome. Lineage: Eukaryota; Fungi; Ascomycota; Eurotiomycetes; Eurotiales; Aspergillaceae. Gene Ontology annotation, molecular function: dynein heavy chain binding. The transcript is spliced from 7 exons. The record is from RefSeq and is a predicted model, not a curated record. Bases 1 to 1557 code for a protein of 518 amino acids.